AGGUUAAAUGGCAAAAAGAGUGAGAACAACAAUCUCUGAGGAAAAUAAAGUCCGCCUCCAAAAUUUCUUCAAAGAAGGGAUGACCAGGGUGGGAUCACCGCUGGUAACGGCUGCUGCAGAGGCCACCAGCUUGGCACCAGCUGUGAUAGACAACUGGAUUGGAAAUCACAGAAGAUGUUUGAAAAGAUCUGUCCCUAGAAAGCCAAAGAAAAAAAUAUACACACGGGACCUUUCUGCUUAUAAUCUUUUCUGCAGGGAGCUUCUGCAGAACAAGGGGAACCUGAAAGAUGUUACUCAGAAAUGGUCUUCAUUAGGGGAAGCACAGAGGAAAAAGUACGCCGAAGAGGCAGCGGCUCUAAAAGCUCAAGGGAAAGAAGACUGUCUUAGCCCUGAGAUGAGGACACUUAAAGUUAAAAAGCACCUCAAGCAACUCAAGUUAGAGGUAUCCAGUCUUGAGAUGUUGGGUGUAGAUACGGCAGUGUUGCUGUUCGACCAUCAGAAGCCUAACUUGGAGGUAUGGGAGUUAAGCAGCAAAGGAGCUGCCUCAUUUUUGGCUUCCAAGGACACGCUCAGCAGUUUUGCUUUGCAUUUUAAAGGAAGGUCUUCAUUUGCUUCUCCUACCAAACAUCCAGCUGAUGAUGUCAUUAAGAAAGUGCAGGAGAUCUUCAACAAAAAAUACAAUGAAGCAGGUGGUAGAGGCCGUCUACCUUACCAGUCUCUUCAAAACCAGAGCAUUGUGAUAAAUGCUUCCGGACUGCCUGGUGGUCUGACCCUGAAGAAGCCCUCUCACUACGGAAGGAAACAAUUGGAAGACAUUUUAAAGGCUGCAGAGCAAAUUUCUUUUCAAAUCGUCGGCCUCGACUCAGCUGCUGACACCCCAGUUCACACAUUUUAGCUUCUAUGAGGAGUUCUGCUGGUUUCCAAAAUACAAAUACAGGAUAGAAGAAGAACUGUUAAGGAAGAGGCCUUGAUGAGAAUGUAGUAAGAGUUCUAUAACCAGAUAAUGAAUGAGAGAAAGUAGUAUUACAGACAGAGCAGAGGUUA
This is a messenger RNA of Cyprinodon variegatus (sheepshead minnow), 1044 nucleotides long. RefSeq lists its product as uncharacterized. The coding region runs from base 8 to 895 and encodes 295 amino acids. The transcript has 8 exons. Gene Ontology annotation, molecular function: DNA binding. The record is from RefSeq and is a predicted model, not a curated record. NCBI's taxonomy places the organism in Eukaryota, Metazoa, Chordata, Actinopteri, Cyprinodontiformes, Cyprinodontidae.